GGCGAAUCUUUACCCCUAAGCACAGCUUGUCGCAUGUGAGGUGAGAAGGCAACCUUACGUUGAGUUUGACACCAAAGUUUACGAAGGAGAUAGACGAUCCCAAUACCUCUUCACCAUAGCAGCAGUUUAUCGAGGCGUCAAAAUGUCCGCCCUCUUCAACUUCCAAUCUCUCCUCCUCGUCCUCCUGCUGCUUAUAUGCACGAGCGCAUACGUUCACCACUUUACACCUGGCAUUAUGGAUCGAAAUAAGAACGGGUACGAAAUGCGACUCACGCCGUUAUCGCGGAGACGGGGCUGACAACACUAGGUUCAUGGGCAUCUUCUGGAAAUGCGCGAGGAUAGGAGAAAGACUUAGUCCAUACAUAAGUAUAUGCUGUGUCCUCAUGGCUGUUUCUAUCCUCCUCAACUAAGCACACUACCACUAAUGCCACGUUUGUUUGUUUGCUUUUAAAGAUAUCACGACUGGUCAGGAGUUGGAGCGGGAAGAGGUGACAACCAGGUGGGAGUGUCGGCGCCGUUUACCAAGUUCACUAAACCUCAUAUCACGAUCAUGAAAUACUUUCCCCAUUUCUCUUUCGCAAAAUAUACCCUGAGAGAAUCUUUGAGCAUACCAUCCCGGUAUAUGCUUGCGUUACACCACGCGCUCAAGGCUUGUCACACAGACAGCUAAUCUCUGAAACACGGGAGGAAACUUUGAUUCAAGUACCUGAUGUGUUUGGUCAGAUCUCCUUAGGAGAGUAUUGCAUGAAGUAUCACAAAAGUGACAUGAAAUGUGAUGAUGGUAUCUGGAAAGGGUUGCAACUCGACAGGUACCUUUGAUGCCACAUAACCUCCACUCUCGAAUUAUGCGCGGUCCAAAUUGUUUGCCAGCGGCUCGAUGAAUCUCAGAUAUCAUAAACGCUAUUACCUCAUUAGGCAUGACGGUAAUUGGUAUUGAGGGAAACGGGCCAAUCUGUCUUUGGGUCUUUGGUGGCUCGGACUAGGAACUCACUCAAGUGGUAGGUCUUAGACUGUUAUACACAAUUAACGACAAAGGGAACCAAGCCCAUGUACAUAUGUAUAUAGCAGUGUAAUGGGACAAAAACAAAAACGAGAAAGGAAAAAAAAAACCACAAGCUGUUCAUUCCGUCUGCAGGUUGAUUAAGGAUG
Messenger RNA from Fusarium verticillioides 7600, 1149 nucleotides. RefSeq lists its product as hypothetical. The transcript is spliced from 3 exons. The record is from RefSeq and is a predicted model, not a curated record. The coding region runs from base 143 to 298 and encodes 51 amino acids. Gene Ontology annotation, biological process: intracellular transport; protein secretion. NCBI's taxonomy places the organism in Eukaryota, Fungi, Ascomycota, Sordariomycetes, Hypocreales, Nectriaceae.